Messenger RNA from Peronospora farinosa, 594 nucleotides. Lineage: Eukaryota; Oomycota; Peronosporomycetes; Peronosporales; Peronosporaceae. The record is from the annotation of a GenBank genome assembly.
AUGACAUCCAAGCCCGUGCAUUUCGACGACGAGUCGGACGAGAAUGAGCAAAACCCUGGCGUCUUUAUGUGGAUUGAAGGUGACUCACUAGCACCACCUUGUCAGAGUGAUCGUGAUGUCGUGUCCAAGAUCGUGGAGAUUGCGUGUGUAACUCCCGACGACGUUGUAUUCGAUUUGGGAUGUGGUGAUGGACGUAUUUGUAUUGAAGCUGCAAAGCGCUUUGGUGCUCGUGCUCGAGGUGUCGAGAUUGAAGAGUUUCUGAUCGAACGUUUUCGUGAGUUGAUCGUCGCCAACGAGAUGCAACAGCUUGUGAGUGUUUCACACGGCGAUCUAUUGGAGGAGGACUUGUCAGAGGCUACAGUUAUUGUCACAUAUCUAUUGCCUGAUGCACUAGAUCAGCUGACACCCAAGUUUGUUGAGCUAUUGAACCAGAGUGAUAAGAAUGUGCGUAUCAUUUGCAAUACGUGGGGCAUUCGUGGUCUCACCCCUGAUGAACGUUACGAUGUCGGACCGUACGAUAAUGUGCCACUCUUCGUGUACAAAAGCAGGAAGACUCCUGUUGCAUUGACAACACAAGAGGAAGAGUCAAUAUAG